AUGGCAACAUCAAAUGAUCAAAUCAAUACCAAAUCAUCACAUUCUCAUGCGCUUCCCCUUUUCCUCAUCUGCUUAUCUUUCCUUCUCAUCAUUAGCCUUACAAUCCCCAUGACUCAUCAUCAAUCCACAUCUACGGCUGCUCCCUCCAAGAGGGUUCUUCUCGAAUCUUCGGCUCCAGCUUCAUCGACAUUGGAUCUGCGUCCAAAGGCUCGCACACGAGGCAGCCGCAGUUCUAGAAGAAGAGAGUUUGGAAAUGAUGCUCAUGAAGUUCCUAGUGGUCCAAACCCUAUUUCCAACUAG
This is a messenger RNA of Arabis nemorensis, 300 nucleotides long. The record is from the annotation of a GenBank genome assembly. Lineage: Eukaryota; Viridiplantae; Streptophyta; Magnoliopsida; Brassicales; Brassicaceae.